GGUUCCAUGGUGAGUCGCGGUGAAGGGGGCAGGGCGCGUCAGGACUACAGGUCCCAUUGUAUCCCGCGCCGUCGGAACUACAUAUCCCGCAAUGCCCCGCGGUGGCCGGGCUGAGUCCGGCUGUGGCUGGCGGGGGCUCUCGGAGAGGCUGGUUCCUAUUUAAACUCAGGCAAGGAGGAAAAUGGCGGCGAGGAGCUGAGUGUGGGGGACUUGGGGAGAAGGAGACGCUAGCGAGCUCUGGCUCCCGUCCCUGCACUCAUGAAAAGUAUUUUGAGAAGACAAGCUAGAAAGCUACCACUACACUAUUUCUGAACACCAAAAAAGCAGGCUGCCAUGUCUCGCAAGCAUCUCCCCUUCCCUCCAGCAACUGGCCAUGGACUGAUGAGAGGGACAGCGGUCCAGAUGUGGAAGAACAAGCAGGAGGUGAUUUACAAUGAUUACUGAUCCUGAUGGUCCGCUGAAAAGUCUUCUCUGCUUGAAUGUGUGUUAAGGACAAUCAUCGAACAUUGGGAUUUGCCUCCACUAAUUUGACAUGUUGCUCAUGUAAACUCAGUUAGCUGUUGCUCAAGCAAGAUGAGUGGAUUGGGAGAAAACUCCUUGGACAGCUUGACCAAUGAGUCAAGGAAACGCAAGCCAUUGCCCUGUGAUGCCCCAGGACCAGGUCUGAUCUGCAGUGGUGAGAAACGCAGACGUGAACAGGAAAGCAAAUAUAUUGAGGAACUAGCUGAGUUGAUAUCUGCUAAUCUGAGUGACAUUGACAAUUUCAAUGUCAAACCAGAUAAAUGUGCAAUUUUAAAGGAAACUGUAAGACAGAUCCGGCAGAUAAAGGAACAAGGAAAAACAGCAUCCAGUGAUGAUGAUGUACAGAAGGCUGACGUAUCUUCUACAGGUCAAGGGGUUAUUGAUAAGGAUUCAUUGGGACCUCUUUUACUACAGGCAUUGGAUGGUUUCCUGUUUGUAGUAAAUCGAGAUGGGAACAUUGUAUUUGUGUCAGAAAAUGUCACACAAUAUCUGCAGUAUAAACAAGAGGAUUUGGUUAAUACAAGUGUCUACAGCAUCUUGCAUGAAGAGGACCGGAAGGACUUCCUUAAAAACUUACCUAAAUCUGCAGUUAAUGGAGUUGCUUGGACUAAUGAGACACCCAGACAGAAGAGCCAUACGUUUAAUUGCCGCAUGAUGGUAAAAACAUCUCAUGAUCUUUUGGAUGAUGUGGGCGGCAACCAGGAUUCACAUCAGAGAUAUGAAACCAUGCAGUGUUUUGCUUUAUCUCAGCCAAGAGCUAUGAUGGAAGAAGGGGAAGAUUUGCAGUCCUGUAUGAUUUGUGUGGCACGUCGUAUCACUACAGUGGAAAGGGUAUUUCCAACAAACCCAGAAAGCUUUAUUACGAGACAUGACCUUUCAGGUAAACUCGUAAACAUAGAUACAAACUCAUUACGGUCUUCUAUGAGACCUGGCUUUGAAGAUACAAUCCGUCGGUGUAUUCAGAGGUUUUUAUGCCAUAAUGAUGGACAGUCCUGGUCAAACAAACGCCACUAUCAAGAAGCUUAUAUACAAGGCCAUGCCGAAACUCCACUGUAUCGGUUCUCCUUAGCAGAUGGUACUAUAGUGACAGCACAAACAAAGAGUAAACUGUUACGAAGUUCAGUAACUAAUGACCGUCAUGGAUUUGUCUCCACCCACUUCCUUCAAAGAGAACAGAAUGGAUACCGACAAAAUCCCAAUCCAGUGGGACAAAACAUCAGAGCAUCUACAGCUGGAAGCACAAAUUCUGUUGGUGCUAUUAUGAACAUGUCACCAGGUCAAAGCAUACCAAUGCAGAACAGGAACUAUGGCAUGGGAGAUCCCAGUGCGAUGGGACAGAUGAGCGGCAUUAGAUACAUAGGUCCUGGUAAUAUUGGACACAUUAACUCUGGACCAGGAAUGCAGUCCUCUCCUUAUCAGAACAGCAAUUAUGGGUUAACUAUGAGUAGUCCACCACAUGGUAGUCCCAGCUUGACUUCCAGCCAACAGAACUUAAUGAUUUCUCCUAGGAAUCGUGGAAGUCCAAAAAUGGGUUCACACCAGUUUUCUCCAGUUGCAGGUAUGCACUCCCCAAUGGGAUCUACUAGCAACACUGGCAACAACAGCUUCUCUAGCAGUUCCCUUAGUGCCCUUCAAGCCAUUAGCGAGGGGGUUGGAACUUCCCUUCUAUCAACGCUUUCCUCACCGGGUCCAAAAUUGGAUAAUUCCCCAAAUAUGAAUAUAGCUCAGCAAAGUAAAAUGGGCAACCCGGACUCAAAGAGUCCUUCUGGCUUGUAUUGUGAACAAAGUCAAGUGGAGAGUUCUAUGUGCCAGUCAAACAACAGGGACCUCCUUAGUGACAAAGACAGUAAAGAAGGAAAUCUGGAAGGGUCUGAGAGUCAGAGGGGACCAAAUGAAAGCAAAGGUCAUAAAAAGCUCCUUCAGUUACUCACAUGCUCCUCAGAUGAGAGAGGGCAUUCUACAUUGUUAAACUCACCAUUGGACCCUGGUUGUAAAGAAUCUUCUACCAAUGUUACAAGUCCCUCAGGAGUCUCCUCUUCUACAUCUGGAGGGGUCUCUUCCUCAUCAAACAUGCAUGGGUCCCUGCUACAAGAAAAGCACAGGAUUUUGCAUAAAUUGUUGCAGAAUGGUAAUUCUCCAGCAGAAGUAGCAAAGAUCACAGCUGAAGCUACUGGUAAAGAUACCUACCAUGAUUCCAGUAAUACAGCCCCCUGUGUAGAAGGAACUAUCAAACAGGAACAACUGAGUCCUAAGAAGAAGGAAAACAAUGCUCUACUCAGAUACCUACUAGACAAGGAUGAUAUAAAGGAUCCACUAUCAAAAGAAACGAAACCUAAGGUAGACGGUCUGGAUAAUAAAAUGGGACAAUGCAGUAGCUCCACUAUUCCUACUUCAAGUCAAGAAAAAGAGAUUAAAAUAAAAACAGAACCUUCUGAAGAGAUGAGUGGAGACUUGGAUAAUUUGGAUGCAAUACUGGGUGAUCUGACUAGUUCUGAUUUUUACAAUAAUGCUAUGUCUACAAAUGGGAGUAGUCUUGGAACUAAGCAAACAUUAUUUCAAGGAAAUGCCCCAUUGGGUAUGAGAAGUCCCCAGUCUGUGCAGACUACCCGUCCUCCUUUCAACAGAGCCAUGUCUUUAGACAGCCCUAUACCUGUGGGUUCAAGCCCUCCAGUGAGGAGUGUCAAUGCAUUUUCCAUGUUACAAAAGCAAAACAUGAUGGGUGGGAGUCCAAGAAUGAUUGAGAACCAGGAAAAUUUUGGAUCAAACAUGGGUGGACCCAACAGAAAUAUGGCUAUGAAUCAGCAUUCAACAGGAGACUGGGUUUUGCCAAGCUCAAAGGUUAACAGACUGGAACCUACAAAUUCUGGUUCAAUGGUGAGACCAGGACCAGACUAUAACCCAUCCAUUCCCAGACCUACAGUGGGUGGCUCCAUUCCUGGUUUGCCCAUCCGGUCUAAUAGCAUACCUGGUACAAGACCAAUGCUACAACAGCAAAUGAUUCAUAUAAGGCCUACUGAGAUUAAUAUGGGUAUGGGAGGUAAUCCUUAUGGGCAACCAGGACCAUCUAACCAGCCAGGAUCAUGGCCUGACAGCAUGCUUUCCAUGGAGCAAGGACCUCGGGGGUCACAAAACAGACAAUUAGUUAGAAGUUCUUUGGAUGAUUUCUUAUGUCCACCUCCUAACAUGGAAGGCCAGAGUGAUGAAAGGGCUCUUUUAGAUCAGCUGCACACGUUGCUGAGUAACACAGAUGUCACUGGACUGGAGGAAAUUGACAGAGCAUUAGGAAUUCCUGAUCUUGUAAAUCAAGGGCAAACUUUGGAACCGAAGCAAGAUUCAUUUCAAGGUCAGGAAUCUGCAGUUAUGAUUGACCAGAAGCCUCCAUUAUAUGGUCAGCCCUAUCAGGGGCAAGGGGCAGCAAUGCCAGGGGGUUUUACUAACAUGCAAGGACAACAACAAUCCUUUAAUUCAAUGAUGAAUCAGAUGAGCCAACAGAGUAAUUUUCCGCUGCAAAGUAUGCAUCCUAGAGCAAGUGUAAUGAGACCCCGAACCAAUACACCAAAGCAGCUCAGAAUGCAACUCCAGCAGAGGCUUCAGGGGCAGCAGUUUUUGAAUCAGACCCGUCAAGCGCUUGAGAUGAAAAUAGAAAACCCAGGUACUGGUGGUGCCCCAGUCAUGAGGCCAGUCAUGCAGCCGCAAGUGGGGUCACAGCAGCAAGGUUUUCUUAAUGCUCAGAUGGUGGCUCAGCGCAACAGGGAGCUAAUAAGUCAUCAUAUCAGACAGCAGAGGAUGGCAAUGAUGAUACAGCAGCAACAGCAACAACCUCAGACCUUCAGUCCACCACCAAAUGUGACUGCCUCAGGAAGCAUGGACAGUUCUCUGGCAGGUCCCCCAAUGGCUCAAGUUCCUUCACAGCAAUUCCCAUAUCCGCCUAAUUAUGGAAUAAGCCAACAAGCUGAUUCCACAUUCAGUAGAGUAGCAAGCCCUCCCAACCCAAUGAUGUCAUCAAGAAUUGGAGCCUCCCAAAAUCCCAUGAUGCAGCACUCUCAGACAGCAGCAAUGUACCAGUCCCCUGAGAUGAAAGGCUGGUCAUCAGGAAACGUGGCCAGAAGCAGUUCUUUUCCACAGCAGCAGUUCAGUCAUCAAGGGAGCCCUACAACUUAUAAUCUGAUGCAUAUGAAUGGCAGCAGUGGUCAUAUUGGACAAAUGAAUAUUAACACCAUGCCUAUGUCAGGGAUGCCUAUGGGUCCAGACCAGAAAUACUGCUGACACUUAAAACUGUGAUCUCCCAAAGUAGAACGAUGUAUAUUAAUGAUGAUGCACUAGUAUUACAAAGAAAAGCUACAUAUUCUUCGUGGCAACUAGUACUGGCCUUAUGGAAAUAACUGAUUUUUUUCCAGCUGAUCACCAAGAUGUCCCAAGUGACUUCAUACAAAAAGACUUUUUUUUAGUAGACGCAGAGUCUCUGUAUUACUGUAUAUUGUGGUGUACAAAACAAUGGUCAAAUAUUUUUGGCACUCUGCCUCUAGAAAUGGGAAUUUGGGAAUGGCAUUUUAGUAAAUAUGAUGGGUAGACUCUAUGUAUACCACUUCUAUUUACUGUAGCUAUCCAAAGCCUUUUAACUACAGGCAGGCCAAAGUGCCUGGAGAAGUCAUGGUGGAUAAGAAUAUCUGACAGAGAAUGUAGUUCCUAGCCUUGACUCUUUUAUAUUAAUUCCUGAAUACGAAUGCUGCUUUUAACCUCUUAUCCCCAGGAGUCAGGAUUUCCAACUAUAGUGGCAAUGCAGAAUGAAUUGGCAUGUAAUGUUCCAAAAUCCUGCCCAUUGAUGCCAAGGGAGGUUACAGAGAAAAUAAAUUAAAAUUAUUUAAACAUAAUUGUGACUAAUAUUUAAAUUUUGAUGUGCAGCUGAGUGCACUUUAUAAAAGGCUAUAUAAUGGAUUAAUGCAAUAUCUUUGAUAAGGAUUUAAUAAACUGAAAGGUAGGGUGUACUCAUGUUCUUUUUCAAAUCCAAUCUUUUAAGAAUUGUUGAUUGAAAAGACUGUGUACUGUAAUGUUUUAUGUUAUUGGAAAUUAGAGCAAUAAUCCUUCAUGGUUUUUUGGGGGGAAAAACCUUCAGAAAAAUCAAGGCAAGGCACUGCAGUCUGAAUCAGAAUUUUGCAGGGUUUUUUUUUUUGUGUGUGUGUGAAUAAAUUUUGUAAAUAUGAUCUUUAAGAAUUGUAUUAUAUAUAUAUGACUUUUGUAGGCCACUAACUCAUUUUUGCAGAGUUUGUGAAGCUAAAUAUUUAACAGUUGAUUUCUGUAAACUCAUCUUAGUUGAGGUCUAGAUAGAAGACCUUUCCAUUUUUUUUUUUUAAUUUAAUGACCUUGGAGUUGGGUGACUUUGGCCCAUAACUUUUUCUUCUUUGCCACUUAUUUUAUAUCUUUAACAUAAUAACUUUUUUAAAAGAUCAUUUGUUUAGGGUUAAGCAAUUGGUUAAUGCUUUCUCCACAUUAAGUGAGCACUUUGUAACAUUUCAUUUUUUAUAUAGGGCAAUUUGACAAAAAAGGAUCCCUGGAUUGUAAACUGUCAUGACUUGUCAUAACUGUUCAUGGGGUUUUUAUAAAGAAGAUGCCUACUGCUAAGUAUUUCUUGUUGUUUACUUCACCACCAUCACAUCUUGCAGCAAGCAACUCAUUUGUUGGCACAUGACAUCCAGAAAUCUUUAUGGAUAUUAAACCACAGUUUAAACAAAUGUCUGCACCUCUUAGGAUUAUUCUAUUGUAAUGAAUGUAUUUUCCAAACAAGUGUGUCUACUAUCAGUAUUCAUGUUAAGUUACAAGUCUAUUCAUCUUUAUCAGUUGACGGGUUGUAUUUUUUUGUCCAUAAAACGAAGAUGCUAUUCCAGAUUAUCCACUUUCAGACAGAUGGCGAUUGAAACCUGGAAACUUCCAUAAGGGUGUGAACCAGAAAGGUUUAAGGCAUGUGGUGUUUUUGUUCUGUUGUUCACUGUAUAAAGGAAAACAGACUUCUCCUGAGUGAGUGAAAAUCAGUGAUUCUGAUCUUUUCUUUUUGGUACUGUAACUAGGAAGUCAUAUUUUGUUUUGCAGUAACUUGAAGGAACUUCCAUGUUCUUCCAUUUUAAUGAAAAUAAUUUUUAGUGCAAAAAUUCACACAACUUUCAUCCUAAAUGUACAGCCACAGUCCUACUCCACAAGGCAGGUAGGUGCAAUAAAAAUCUGCUUUUUAUACAGCCCAGUCUGUAGAAUCAGCAUUGAGAACAUAGAUUUGGCUGUAGUAAUUUAGUUGUUUCCACUCCUCAGUCUGGUUUAUCUGUGUUGUAAUGCAUGACAUUUAAAAGCAUAAGGAACUGUUUUACCCUUUCUUGCUUUUUAGAAUCCACCUGCUGGUUGAGUCAGUGCAACGUAAUGGAGUUGAAAGGCAACAAUCCCUUGCUUUUUAUAUUAAAACAGAAUAGAAUGAUUUUAUAUCUUGUAGUUCAUUAUAUUGAUGGAAGCUGCAAACCUUGAUUGCUUUGACUUGUGACAUCUUCAGGAUAUGUACUACUUUAUGCUUUUUGCCCUUUAACUUUUUUUUUGAGUUAUUCUAUUUAUACUUCUAAAAUGUGGUACAUGAUGGAUGUUACAAAGGAUCCUUCUUCCCUCAUCUGCUUUUAGAAUGUUUUUUUCCAGUAAUUACUUCUUGCUGAAUCCAAAGAUUUGUUUUAAUUAAAAUGAUAAAAAAUAAACCUUUUUAAAUUAGUGUUUUUGAAACCUUUAAAGGCAACAAUCUAAAUAUUUUACCUAGGUGAAACAUUUAAUUUACUAAACUAAAUAGUCCUUUGCUUUUGGUGGUAUUUGAUAUCUCCAAUAACUGUGUUUUGGUUCUACAGCAGCAAAGUUUUUUGAAUGAGUCAAGAAGCUGUAUAACUAUUUUUGACAGUAUGAUCACAGUUUACUAGUAUAACCAGUUGCAUCAUUACUGCAUAGUCUCACUACAUGCCUGCCAGGUUUCCUGUUGAUUAUAGAAACCAUGUGUUAUAAAAUCCAUAAGCAGUCUUUUAUUCAGUCUCAUCCUAAAUUUGUGCUUUUAACGUGAGGAAUUCAGGAACAUUUUUUAAAGCUAUAAAAAAACUAUUUGAAUGUUGCACCAAUUAGCACACAUUUUAUUUUAGAUUUUAAGUGCAGACUGUUAGAAUGAUACAGCAAGUAUGAAACGAUAUAAUUCAGAGCAAUAUUUUAAAAAAAUUCUCAGGAGAAGGCAUACAGUACUGAGAAUUGCAUUUAAAUUUAGUUUACAUUAAGUACUGCUUGAAAUGUGUAUCUUUACAUUGCAAAAACAAAAAACCAUGUGGGCUGAUUUAUAAAAGGGUUGGUUAUAAAGUAUUACUGCUCUUCUGAUUUUUGUGUUUUGAUGUUAAUAAUAAUGUAAAUAAAGGUUUCUAUUUAAAACCA
Messenger RNA from Dermochelys coriacea (leatherback sea turtle), 7950 nucleotides. RefSeq names its product nuclear receptor coactivator 3 (gene NCOA3). Gene Ontology annotation, molecular function: nuclear receptor binding; protein dimerization activity. Lineage: Eukaryota; Metazoa; Chordata; Testudines; Dermochelyidae. The coding region runs from base 574 to 4788 and encodes 1404 amino acids. Gene Ontology annotation, biological process: positive regulation of transcription by RNA polymerase II; cellular response to hormone stimulus. The transcript has 26 exons. Gene Ontology annotation, cellular component: nucleus. The record is from RefSeq and is a predicted model, not a curated record.